Messenger RNA from Aphanomyces invadans, 1867 nucleotides. RefSeq lists its product as hypothetical. The coding region runs from base 21 to 1739 and encodes 572 amino acids. The record is from RefSeq and is a predicted model, not a curated record. Lineage: Eukaryota; Oomycota; Saprolegniomycetes; Saprolegniales; Verrucalvaceae. The transcript is spliced from 4 exons.
GUUGCAUUACUGUUGCCCACAUGAACAUGGCGCCGCGACGACGACGACGGACGACGAUUCGUUGCGAAUGUGCGCCCCAUGCGCGGUUCGCCGCACGACGGAAGAUCUGCACUACAGCGUGUAUCGCUCUGUGCGCGAUAAAACUGUGCACACGUUGGGACUGGUUCAGCCGCCCCGGCACAUCCGCGGUUGUCGAGCACCCACUUACGUGGGCGUGCGAUUCUUUUGAAUUACGGUACAAACAGUCGCGGCAAUUCACUGAUCUGGGAAUUGAAGUCGCGAUGAAGCGGGAUGUGGUGGGGGUCGUCGUUGACGUGAACGACUACCGGUUCAUGCAAGCGAAAGCGAAGCAGGCCGUGCGCGAGCUGACGCGGUUUGGCGCGGGCGACGAGGAACUGUCUUUGUUUCACUCAGACGGGAACACGCGCGUGUACCAGCGCAUGGUGGAAGGCGCUGGGUUUGGUGAACUCACUGCAACGGGCACUGUGGCGCUCUCGAUGGACGCGUUGGCAUACGCCCUGUACAACGCGUCUUCGAACGAUCACCGCACGUUCCUGGCGCUGCAUUAUGGGGCAGACUACCUGGAAGGCAAGAUCGUGAACAAGUCGCUGACACGGACCAAGGACCCGUUCUUGUGGCUCGGCGCCAAGUACAAGAAGAUGUACUUGCCUGGAACGACGCUGUUUGAACCACGAGAUGCAACGUACCUCGAGUACUCGGCCACGUUCAUGGACCUCGACGGGCAGCGCCACGUGCUACUCCUUCAAUGCUCGAAAGACUUCGCCGCGUUUCCGGCCGUGCCAGAGGUCGUGCGGUUCACGUUUACACUCAUGCAUAUGUUCACGGAAGUCGAACCAGGGCGACUCGAAUUUGUGUCGCGGUACUACCUCGGCGACGUCGGCAAAGUCCCAAACUACCUCGUCAAGAAGAUGUUACUGCACGAACUACUCCUCGAUCCGCACCUUCCCCAGCUCGUACAGAAGCGCCGCCUCCUCGACAACUCCCUCAUCAACACGAAUGGCAGCGCCAUGCCGAUCGUGGCCAAAAUCAAAAAUGGAAAAUGCACCACAUGCGAGUCCAAGUUUGGCCCGUUCCGGUCGGUCACUUACUGCGCAGCGUGCGGCCAUGGCAUGUGCAAGCCAUGCCGAGUGCUCGUGUAUCGCGCAUUGCAUGUCAAGUCUGUGAGUCCUGUGAUGAAGUUGUGCUUCUGCAAAGCGUGCUCGAUCGACGCACAAUUGGCUCGGUCGGCAACGCCCCCGCCCCGUGUGCUCUCGUCGGCAUCUUCGCAAGGCGGUGGUCGUGGCAUGGACAUGUUGGAUUUGGGUGAUCGAUCGACAGUGGACAAGUCGUUCGAGCCAUUGAAUUUGAAACCACAAUACGUUGAAAUGGGCGUCUCGAUCGCCCGCGCGCCGUCGUCCCAGUCGAAAUCGUCGCCGGACCGUUUGGCGCAACACUUGACGCCGCGGUUCCGUUGUGACCAAACGCCGACUGCCGCCACCGAAGCCAUGGAUCGAUGGAUGGACGACACGCCGUCGGAAGCACCUUCAACGACUACGGAAGCCAUGGAACUGCUCCAACAUGUGCAAACGUCGCUGGAAGAUCAAAAGAUGCUCCUCCACAUGAUGCGCGUGCGUCUAGCCGGUCUCCACGACUCCAAACCACCGAGCGACGCAACAUGCAUGAUGGCUCCUCCCAGUACUCCCGACGAUCCGGCGGUCGAAAUCGAGGAGCUGUCUUAAUUAAAAUGUGGGGCGAAAGUGGCGUGAAGAGAGGGCGUGUGGCUGAUCUCCACAAACCACCGGUGGAAGGCGUCACUUUUGCAGAAUGGCCAGGUUGAGAGACAAGUAACCUGUGGACUUCACGUCGG